This is a messenger RNA of Aricia agestis (brown argus), 5491 nucleotides long. RefSeq lists its product as uncharacterized. The record is from RefSeq and is a predicted model, not a curated record. Lineage: Eukaryota; Metazoa; Arthropoda; Insecta; Lepidoptera; Lycaenidae. Bases 233 to 5485 code for a protein of 1750 amino acids. Gene Ontology annotation, cellular component: plasma membrane. Gene Ontology annotation, molecular function: calcium ion binding. The transcript is spliced from 28 exons. Gene Ontology annotation, biological process: homophilic cell-cell adhesion.
CGUCAUUUCCUCGCGAAGAUAACGUAUAGAUUGGCGAUUAACUAUCGUCAUAAUCUAAUAUAGUCGCCUACGUGAUAAUGUACCGUUGUUUUUCUUUAAAAAUAUAGUGAAUUUGUGUAUUGUUACCAUAAAAAGUGUUUGUUUUAGCUAAGUUUAAGUACAAAAAGUUUGUGUGUGCUAUGAAAAUUAAUAUCUCAUGGUUUAGAUCUUAUUGUUUUGUUGUUUUGACACAAUGCAUAAACUAUUGUGCGGAUUAGUCAUAUUGUCGUGUGCAAUAUGCUUCACAAAGGGAAACCAAUGUUGGAUGGAAGGCGUGGAAAAUUGGCUUCUAGCAGUGACUGUGAACAUCAUGGACACAGAUAGAGAAGUCGAAGUAUUGAGAAGGACCACAGAAAAUAUAGAAGAAAUUAUAGACGUAACUCAAGGAGAGGCUCUCAACAGAGGUCCAUACUUAACGAUGUCGCUGGAAGACUCAAGUUUUGUGAUUUCCACAAAUGCAGCAUUCAAUACUUAUGAAAAUGAUGAGACCUCUCUCACUAUUGGUUCUGUAGUACAGUUUAGGUGUACAUCCGGAUCGACUAGUAUGUUGGUCAUCACAGUAAAUAUUACUGAUACAAACAACCAUUCUCCCGAAUUCGUUCCAUCCAACUACGAGUUCACCAUAGCUCCUCCUGUACCGCCGGGGUUCCUUGUGACGGACUGUAUUAGUGACGUUAUAACUAGAGAUGUGGACCUAACCACAUACAGGAUCGACUACGAAAUACAAGGGAGUGAUUUAUUUAAAAUAGCCUACGACGAAUCGUCUACGGAACCGAAGAACUUCAAGGCUAUAUUACGAACCGCUGAGUUCAUCCGAACACUCCCAGAACCGAUUGUUUUAAGAGUCAGAGCUACGGAUGUAGACCUAACGGGGAACGAUCCUCGAAGCGUGGACAGUACUAUCACGAUCCACGCGAACAGUGAGUUUGAGUUUCCGGACGAGCCCAUCUUCUCACAAGCUUACUACCUCGCCUCAUAUACGGACACCCACUUGGAGCUACAAGAAACAAUAUCUCUAAGACAGGGCUAUGAUGACCAGGUCACAUUUUCCUUUGAUGGAGAUUUGAAAGAAUAUUUUCAAUUGGUUCCUUCUAACAACGAAGUCAGUUUUCGUGUGAUAUCCGCAAUACCGGUCGAGGAAUAUCCUGAUGACGGUCAGAUAUACCUGGUGGUGGCAGCCGAGAGAGAGUACACGAGUGGCGCCAUGGCGACAGUUGUAGUGCAGUUCCCGAGAGAUAGUUGCUCCGAAAGCAGCAUCAGAUUCGCCCAGGACUAUUACGUCGGAUCCUACGAAGAUGGGAGUAUUACCCUGGAUCCGAUUACACUCAAUCCAUAUCUCGACGAUGUAAUUCUAGAACUGAUUGGAGAUUAUUCAAAUUACUUUCAGGCUUACGUGGAGGGUGAAAUAAUCAAAAUACGUCAGAUAGAGGACGCCCAAGUAAAUCUCGAAUCGAAUUUUCUGGUUUUGACGUUGGAGGCGAGUACUUUGACCAGUCGAGCCCACACAAUUAUUGUUUUGAAGAUUAUAAAUGAUGGCCAAACGACCUUGACAAUUCUGAAUUUCAGCGAGGCUUUCUAUGUGGUAUUGUUUACAGAAUCAGAGGGCUUAAUAUACAAUUCAGAAAUUGUUUUGAGCGAGGGAUAUGACGAAUCUGUGGGCUUCUCAUUGGAGGGAGAAGACAGUGAAUGGUUCACAGUCGAUGAAUCAGCGAAUCCAGUGGUUCUAAAACUUACCGAUUCACUGCCAGAUGAGAUUAUUCAAAAUAAUAGUUACCUUAGUUUUGUAAUCAGAGCAUCAAAUGGAGAAAAUGUCGUUACGAGAGCAACUAUCAUAAUUGAAAUUCAGUCAGAUCGUCCGUCUGAGGACAGAGCGGCUUUUGAUAAAGUGCUGUACAUCGGGCAAUUCCAAGAAAACGUCGUGACACAUGAAGCAAUUACUGUUUUAAAUCAUGACGGAUCGCCAGUACUACUUUCAGGGGGAUACGCGCAAUUGUUUGAAGCGACUAUAAACACAAAUGGAGUAGUGGCAGUGUCUCGGCUAUCAUCAGGGAUGAUACCAGCAGACGUAACAAGCAUUCCUCUAGAAAUGACAGCUGGUCUAGCCAGCGCGGUCCUUAUUAUUAAUAUACUAUCAGAUGGUACUGUAGAAAACACGGCAGCUUUUGAUAAAGUGUUGUACAUCGGACAGCUACAAGAAAAUAUGGUGACACAUGAAACAAUUACUGUUUUACAUCAUGAUGGAUCACCAGUGCUACUUUCUGGAAGUUACGCGCAAUUGUUUGAAGCGACUAUAAACACAAAUGGAGUAGUGACAGUGUCUCGAGUAGCAACAGGAGUAAUACCUGCAGACGUAACAAGCAUUCCUCUAGAAAUGACAGCUGGUGUAGCCAGCGCGGUCCUUAUUAUAAAUAUACAAUCAGAUGGUCCUGUAGAAAACACAUCAGCUUUUGAUAAAAUAUUGUACAUCGGACAGCUACAAGAAAAUGUUAUUACUCAUGAAACAAUUACUGUUUUACACCAUGACGGAUCGCCAGUAAUACUUUCUGGGGGCUUGUCGCAGUAUUUUGAUGCAACUAUUUUAAAUGGAGUUGUAACAGUUUCCGUGAUAUCAUCAGUGACAAUACUUGAUGGAAUCAGCAGUAUACCAUUAGAAAUGACAGCUGGGUCAGCCACUGCAGUUCUCGUAUUAAACAUUAUAACAUCAGAAGGGCCGAUAGAAAAUAGAGCUACAUUUGAUAAAGUACUGUACAUGGGACAAGUAGAAGGAAAUACAGUUACACAUGAAGCAAUCUCUAUUAUAAAUUAUGAUGGAUCACCAGUACUAUUUUCUGGAGAUUACGCACAGUUUUUUGAAACAACUAUUUUAAAUGGAGUGGUGACAGUAACUGCUCCAUCAUCACUGACAGUACCUGAUGGCAUCACCAAUAUACCAUUAGAAAUGACUGCUGGUUCAGCCACUGCAGUUCUCGUGUUAAGCAUAAUAACAUCAGAAGGUCCUAUUGAAAACAGAUUUGCAUUUGAUAAAGUACUGUACAUGGGACAAAUAGAAGAAAAUACCGUUACACAUGAAGAAAUUACAAUUAUAAAUUAUGAUGGAUCACCAGUGCAGCUUUCUGGAGACUACUCACAAUUGUUUGAAGCAGUUGUAUCAAAUAAUAUAGUCACAGUUACUCGAGUGUCAUCAGCAACAAUACCAGCAGAUAUCACCAAUAUACUUUUAGAAAUAACUUCUGGUCCUGCUAAUGCAGUUCUAGCCUUAAGUGUAACAUCUUCAGGUAAUCCAUCAGAAAACAGAGCAUCUUUUGAUAAGGUGCUAUACAUUGGGCAGUUGCAAGAAAAUGUUGUUUCUCAUGAAACAAUUACUGUUUUUCACCAUGACGGGUCACCAGUAAUACUUACUGGAGAAUACGAGCAGCUGUUUGAAGCUUCAAUCACGAAUGGUGUAGUGACUGUUAGUUCUGUAUCAUCAGUGACAAUACCAGAGGACAUCGCUAGUAUUCCUCUAGAAUUGAGAGUUGGGGAAGCUAGUGCGGUGCUGAUUUUGAGCGUUACACACUCAGACCAGCCUGUACUACCAACGGUGACUUUCUCAUCACCAUCAUACACACUGCGGACUGACGUCAGUCAGACUGGAGUUAUUGGGACAGUGCACGCCACCGCUGACAACGGGGAACCCAUCACUUAUACACUUCUAUUGGAAAAUGAUCACCUUCGAGAGCGCCUCUCAAUGAAUAGCGAUGGAGAUAUAAGCCUGUCGGCUCCUGCAGCCAGUGGUGGAUAUAACUUCCAAGUUCAGGCCACCGCUAUAGUGAAUAGAGUUAGCGCUGUCGCUGAGGUCUCGCUUUGGGUGGAAGCUGUAACCGUUUGCGAUACAGAUAUCGUGCUACAUCCACUGAUAGUCAUCGAACGUUUGGAAGAGGAGCCGCAUCGUGAUUUAGUGAUUCUAAACCGACAACAGUAUGCGGACUGCGAAUUUGAGCUCACGAACCACUGGCCGAGAGAACAGAAUUGGUUGUACGUGGACGCCGAAGGCUUGCACGCCAGAGUGAUUGAUCGGGAACACGAGAGCAUAGCGUAUAUGCAUGUAUCGCAGGUUCAAGUGGAAAUUGUGUUACAUUGUGAAAACGAUUCCACGAGGCGCAAACGAUCUCUAGAUACACACGAGUAUGGAUCGAAAUCAUGGAUAUUAACUGACACUAUUCUAUACAAUUCACGAAGGAGUUUAGUCAAUUUGAUCGUAAUCGACAUCAACGAUAACGCACCAAUCUUCGUCGGUAAAGAGAGCGAGCCGAUUUACGUUGGAUACCCUACGAAUGAGCUGGAAGACACUAUCCUACCGAGAUCUCUGGUGGAGUUAAAGGCGACAGAUGCGGACAUUGGCGAGAAUGCUGAGCUUUUAUAUUGGAGUGUUGAGGAGAAUCUUGCCGUCGCCCCCACCACGGGCUUUGUGCAUGUGCGACAAUCCGCGUUACUAGAGGAUAACUCCCGAUUCACAAUCUACGCCACGGACCAAAACGGCAGAGGACUGAACGGCUCCAUUGAUAUUGUUGUUAAAUUAUUGGACGAAAAUCACAUAGCAGUCGUCACGAUAAACGAUGCGUUUUUGGACGACGAGCAGUCUAUUAUUACGGACAUAAGUACAGCUCUCGGUUAUGAUGUAAAGAUAUUGAAAGCCGCGGUUGUAUCGACCGAUACGAGUGAUAUAACAAGGAAGAAACGAGAAAUGGACAAUACGGGAGCUUCUUUACAGCUUUACGUGUAUGGAAUUGAAGAGAAUAAUGCUGUGCAUGUGGAUCAGCUGACGAGCGAUAUAAGUAACAGCGACCUGACCUCGGUCAGCAUAGCGCGAGUACUAUCACUGGAAGAUCAUCUGCUGCAGAUAUGUCCUGUCUCUCGUGACACAGCUCUGCUGGCCGCCACCAUAUCUCUGGCGGUCCUGCUCCUCCUAAUUGUUACCAUGGUAACCGUUAGAGAGGUCUUAAAAAGGAAACAAGGACAACCUAACUAUGAGCAAUUCAGUGACGUGAACAGCUUAGGAUCUAGAAAUAAUUCUGUCCCAGUCCUACCAAAAGUGGAAAGUCUUGAAAGGCCGAAGCUCAAUUUAGACGAGCUCAGAAAAAGCGAGAAGCGUCUGCAAGAUAUGCUCAACGAAGACAGACGGGAACCUGUGGAAAAGAAAGAGACGGAGCCAGCAAACGAAUCGAUUAUUGACAUGCCUGUCCCUCUCACUCCAGAGCCAGUACAACAAAAUAUGCCGAUUGUCAUCCAAUCUAUCGAUAAACUCAAAGAUGAUGAUUCUGAUGGUGAUGAGUAUGGGGAGGUACAGAAUAACAGAAGGAAGUCUGUUGUGACAUUCAAUGAAAACGUUGAGAAGAUCAUCCAUAUAGAAGACCGAUCAGCGAGUAUAUCAUCAGAUUCGACUGACUUCGAGGUGUAUAAAUUUUAAUAUUAU